AGAGCCAACAAGAUGAAGAUCCUUAUAAUUUCCCUGGCAUUCUUGGCUGCUGCCUCUGCCGCACCGGCUUAUGGAUACGGUGGUCAUGGAUAUGGUGGACAUGGAAUUUACGGUGGCUAUGGUGGUUUCGGUCAUGGAGCCUAUGGUGCCCAUGGAGUAGCACUCGGAGGUCCUGUUUUAGGUCCAGCUAGUAUAGCCGGUCCCCAUGUAGGACACUCUUCCCUCGCUGGUCCUGCAAUUGGACCAUCACAUCUCGCUGGUUCUGUUGCUGGACCAGUGCACGUUUCAGGUGCAGUUGCUGGUCCAGCUGUCGUCACAGCAUCCGUCGCUGGUCCCGCCCACGUUGAACAUUACGGUGGUCCCUAUGAUGGCAGUUACGUUGAUGGAGGCUUUGGUUAUGGAUAUGGAGGUCAUGGAUAUGGAGGCCAUGGAGGAAUCAUUGCCGGAGUAGGACAUCAUGGAGCAGUGUUCCAGGGUCCAUCUCAUCACGGUGCCGUCUUUGCUGGUCCCGCAUCUCAUGGAGCAAUUCUCGCUGGUCCAGCAACUCACGGUGCAGUUCUAUCUGGACCUCACGCGGGUAGUGCAGCAAUUUCCGGACCACAUGAAGGUUCCGUUGUGAUUGCUGGUCCCUCUGGCAAAAUUACAACCCACGGCAGUGGAGUCGGAGCAAUUCAUGCUGGUUAUGGUCACGGCCAUGGUCAUCACUGGUAAAACAACACCAAUAAUCAAUAUCUAUAGUAAAAUAAAAUAAAAAAACAGAAAGACUUAAGACUUUUGCGAUUUAUUUGCGAAUCAUCUGGAAUCUGACAUAAACGUCCGGAGUAAAUGCAUUUCUUAGAAUAAUUAAACAAGAGCAAUUUUUUUUUCCUAUUUCGAUAAGUUUCGCCUUGAUGUAUGUGAUUUUAAUGUAUGAUCUUCUGCCGAAUUCUUCAGUCAAAAUAAAAUCUUUUUUAUAAUAA
Leptopilina heterotoma is the source of this 959-nucleotide messenger RNA. RefSeq names its product cuticle protein 63-like. The record is from RefSeq and is a predicted model, not a curated record. NCBI's taxonomy places the organism in Eukaryota, Metazoa, Arthropoda, Insecta, Hymenoptera, Figitidae. The transcript is spliced from 3 exons. The coding region runs from base 13 to 711 and encodes 232 amino acids.